Molecule: messenger RNA, 2251 nt
Organism: Drosophila mojavensis
Lineage: Eukaryota; Metazoa; Arthropoda; Insecta; Diptera; Drosophilidae
Product: myb-like protein AA
Exons: 5
Coding region: 757-2028 (423 amino acids)
Biological process (GO): regulation of transcription by RNA polymerase II
Cellular component (GO): nucleus; transcription regulator complex
Source: RefSeq, a predicted model, not a curated record
AAUAACAACAACAAACAAAUAAACAACUCAGAAAAUUGUGAACUAAGAAAAAGUUGUUUUUAGUCGCUUACGAGGCGCCAAAUGUUUUAGUAUAAAAUUGAUAUAUAUAAAAAUAAAAAAUAAACAAAAAUACAAUAAAACACAAAGCAAAAUCAUAAGAGAUUCAACAAAUUAAACUCGUGCAAGUGCGUACACAAAUUGUUUUAAUUAUAUCAAUUAUAAUUUAUACUCUUUUCGUUGUUGUUGUUGUUGGUAUCAGCAAGUCGGCAAAUCUUUUGCGUAUUUAUAGCCUUUCUGCGGGUGUACAUGUAUUUAUAUGUGUGUGUAAUUGUGUGUGAGCACUGCAGCACACAAUUGAAAAUUAGUUGAGACGAGAAAUUGGCAAAAAACAAAAGCUAAAAGAAAACGCAUCACAAAUUCAAAGCUAAAGAGGCGACAAAACUUCUGACGUAAGCUGAAAAGAGACAACGCAAUCAGCAGAGCAGGCAACAAACAGGUAGAGAGGGAGCGAGAGAGAGGGAGAGAGAGUGUGCGUGUGACAAGGGCAAAUCUGCUUGAAGGAUUGCUUGCGCAGCAUCUCGAAGCGACCAAAGGACGCACACGCACACGUGUGUGUGAGUGUCAUGCGCAGUGGACACUUUGGUAAUGCCAACAAAAGAGGCCGCAGCAACAACAAAAAGCUAAGAGACUCUUAAGAGAACGACAGAGUAAGUGUGUGAGAGAGAGAGAGAGAAAGACAAAGAGUUAGCUACUGAGAUGGCAUUCUCGCGUCACAACAUCGAAAAGCGCCGACUCAUCGAGCUAGUUCGGCUCAAUCCCAUCCUGUGGGACUGCCGUCUGCCGCACUACAAGCGCUCCGACAAGAAGAAGGCCGUCAAAUGGAACGAACUGGGUCGCAUGUUCAACGUGAAUGGCGAGCGAGUGCAGCGCACCUUCACCUCCCUCAGGGAGAUCUUUCGACGCGAGCUCAAUCACGAGAAAAUGCUGGGCACAACGCGCUUCAAGUCCAAGUGGGAGUACUACGAUGCCAUGGCCUUUCUCAAAGAGGUCAUCAGGGAGCGAAAAUCUCGUGAACGCAUUAAGCAUCCUGUUGCAGAGGCUACUACCCACAACAACAACAACAACAACAAUAGCACAAAUAGCAACAAUAACAACAACAACAACAACAGCGUAGCCCAUGAUGAAUAUCAAUAUUUUGCGCCCAGCGAUCCAAACAAUCCCAACAAUCAGCCAAUUAAAUCACCUGCAAUCCAGCCCAGCAUUAGCCAGCUGCCUGCGGCACUGCAGCAGCAGGCGCAGCAUUUGCAGGCGCUGCAGCUGCAGCCGGACGUGACCCUCACCUCGUUGCAGAAGGCACCCUCAGCUGUUGUGCUGCCUCUGGCGGUGGCAGCCGCGCCCUGCCCCACGUCCACGCCCACGCCCACACCCACAGCGGCUGCACCUGUGCAACUGUGUGGCAGUUCGCGCUCCUGCAGCAGCUCACCUUCGAUUUACAUCAAGGACGAGCCGGAGUCGCCGGACUUGGAGGAGCAGCCCGAUGAGCUGGCAGCCAGUCGAUCGGCCCAGAAGACGCAGGCACAUUCGAAAUUGGCCACAAUUCGACCGCAGACAAAGCAACAGCUCAAAGCUCGCCUGCAGGUGGCCAAAAGUGGGCUGUAUGCCACGCCUCCGCCGCAUUUGAUCAUCAAUACGAAUAACGAGCUGAUCGAUGUGGAUGCUGGUGAUCUGGACGAUGAUGACGAUGACCUGGAGUACGAUGAUGACGAUGACGAUGAUGACCUAGAUGGUAAUCAUCGCGGCGCUUGUCCGCCCAAUGCGAACAUGAAUGUGCUCGGUGCAGGGGGCCGUCUCUCACCUGGCAGCAGCUACACAGGUGCCGGCGCUGCCAGCACACGUCAUCAGCCCACGCACCGUGAGCUGCUCUAUAUCAAAUUUGGCGAUUUUCUUGCCGCACGACUGAAUACCCUGCACGAAACUGUGGCCAACGAGCUGAUGAACAAGAUUUUACUGCUAAUUGCUGAAAAGUGAAUGCGAAGACUGGAUCAAGAGGACCAGCAACUGGUCAAGUGGAAGGAGAAAUCAUAGCCGUGCUAAAUAGUUGAACUGAAUGUGAAGUGCGAAGUGUCAUGGCUAAAUGUUUAGCAAAAAAAAACAAAACAAAAAUAAAAUUGAGUCUGUGAAUGUGCCAUAGAAGACAUUUGAUUAAUGUAUUAAUAAAUUUAUGAUCUAGGCUAAACAAUGAAAAAUUAAA